GAGCCGUCGAUGAUGACCCUCUCUCGACCAGACACCAGCUAUCCAUUUCUCGUCCCUAAGAAUGGCUGACCAUCCGUCCCCGGCAAUCGCAAUCGCAAGCGCAACCCAAGACACCCCGACCCCAAACCCGCCCUUCAAUCCUCCUCCCCAGAAACAGCCACCACCACCACCACAACCAACGCAACUCCAACCUCACCCCCAAUCGCAAGACCGCACCCGCGACUCCUCCCACGAAAAAACCAUGCCUCAAGACUCCGCCGCAAACACUCCCACCGCCGACUCCAACGCCGCCGGCACCCCGACAGCCACUUUUCCCACCACUACCAACAACACACCCGGCCUGGUCCGGCCCGGCGGCGCCCCGGCGAGAGUAUACAUGAAUGAGAAGAUAGUGCCAUACCUGCUGGAGGGGAUGAAGAGCGUGACGAAGGAGCAACCUCCCAACCCCCUCCGCGUCCUGGGCGAAUUCCUCAUCCAGAAGAGCAAUGAAAUCGAACAGCAGCAGCCUGGUACCACCAAGACACCGGAGUAAAUCGGCUCGCAUUGCGGCUUACUUACUUCCCUCUACUUGUUCUCCGAGGGACCAGUCCAUGUUGAGAACGCAGAUUCAAUCUAUUUGUUGAUCAUAUCGCACGUCUGCCUGGUUGUGUGUACCCGCUAGCUAGGUAGCAAGCGACUUACCUGCUGCGUGGGCGAGAUGGUGGGAGG
Messenger RNA from Aspergillus heteromorphus CBS 117.55, 708 nucleotides. RefSeq names its product DPY30/SDC1 family protein. NCBI's taxonomy places the organism in Eukaryota, Fungi, Ascomycota, Eurotiomycetes, Eurotiales, Aspergillaceae. The coding region runs from base 62 to 532 and encodes 156 amino acids. The transcript is spliced from 3 exons. The record is from RefSeq and is a predicted model, not a curated record.